AUGGCAGCCCCGGGCGGCCAGGGGAGUGGAGAACAGCCUGUUGGGAAAGGUGACAGUUUUCCCGAAGUGAUCAAGGGGAUGUGCCUGCCAAGUGUGCCUCAGGACCAGCGCAGCGCCCCCAUCCUCCAGAAGACCAUCACCACAACCACCACCACCACCACCACCACCACCCCCCCACCUGCAAGCACCACAUCUCGUCUCCUGACCAUAGAGUUCUGCAAAGCUUCAGCUCUAGUGGAAAUAGCAUCACGUCUCAUCAAACAGACCAGAGCACACCUAAUUAAAUUCACCACACUCUGUCCAAGAUACGACUAUAUGGCAGCCUAUGGAGGCAGAGCACUAGGAACAGUGGUACACCACGAAGGAGACGUGGACGUAGGCAGGGCAAAUGGCCUAGAGCCAAGGCAGGACCAUGUCACUGGGUUUCCUGUGCAGCUUCCCAGACCUGACACUCAGGCACUUACCUAUUAUCAGAACUAUGAGAACACAGUACCUCAGGCUUCUUUCCAGUUCGACGGACUGGAAGAGCUCAUCAAAACCCCCCCGGAUGAUUCACCUACUGAAAAAUACAACUUCAACUUUCUGCUGUCAGAUAUGGGUAACGACGACUAUCGAGACCAUACUCAGGCACUUGACUAUUAUCAAAACUACGAGAAUACUGUGUCCCCUCAAGCUUCUUUUCAGUUCGAAGGACUGGAAGAGCUCAUCAACCCCCCCCCAAACAAUUCGCCCUCUGGAAAAUACAACUUAACCGUUCUGUUGUCAGAUGUAGGUAACAACGACAAUCAAGACCUGACCCAACAAACUAGCUCAGUCUAUACCUCCUCACCGCUCAGUUGUCUGAGCUUCAUGGAAGAUAAAGGGAUGGCAUGUGAAACAACCAACUCUUAUCAGAUGACACAGGUGAGAAAGCCCCAAGCAGAGAAGGAAUCCUUGAACAAGUGGGAAAGAUUUAGAAAACUACGUGUACAGAAAAGGGUCCCAGUUCGGAAAGCACCGCAAACCGUUCCUGAUCCGGUGCCUGAGAGAAAAAGAACAACUCCCAUUAACCCUGCAUACACAAUUCGAAAAUCAAGAGUUGCCAACAGCAUCCACAUGAGACCCUAUAGGGAUAGGGUGAUUCACUUACUGGCCCUGAAGGACUAUAAGAAACCUGAACUGCUUCUUCGACUCCAGAAAGACGGCAUCCCCAGAGAUGAAAAGAACUCCCUCGGGGAAAUUCUAUUCCAAGUGGCCAAUUUGAAUACUCAGAAUUUUUCGUAUACCUUAAAGGAUCAUAUUUAUAAAGAGCUCCAGAAAGACUGGCCUGGUUAUAAUGAGCUAGACAGGCAGUCGUUGGAGCUGGUGCUUUCCAGAAAAGCAGACACAUUUCAGAAUGCUUCUGGCACCAAACACACAGAAUCUUCUCGAGGUUCUGGUGUAGAUAAAACAUGGGAGGAUCAGUUUUACAAUUUAUCUCAUAUUAAUUUAUCAAGGAAAAAAGUUCGAAUAUCUCACCUGACUACGGCAACACAGUCAAUGUCAAAUAGUCAUUCCGGUAACACCAGCACAAAUUCUACUGUAGGCCUCUCGCAACCUUCUGGUGCUGCGGCCAAUUCUCUCCCUCCUCCACUGCCCCCAGCCCACCAUCCCCUUCCAAAUCCUCCUCAGCCUAAAUGUUCCAACAGCAAAUCUUGUAGCUUUGCGAGAGGCCCUGGUGCUCAAGAUCCAGGUGUUAACAGUUCUAUUCAAAAUAGGAAAAUCUUUGUGGGGGCGCAGAGAAAACAUACUUCCCUGGAAACAUUAACCCCCAUCUCUGUUCGAAGGAAGUAUCUAAAGCUUAAGAAGAAAAAGCAAUCGAAGUCCCACAAGAAGUCCAAAUCUAAAUUUAGAGAACUCAAAGCAAAGAAGCAAGAGUGUAAUAUUGAGAUGAUGGAGACGGAGACACAGAAGCCAGAACUGGAAAGACAGGGGGAAAGUGCUCAGCCAAACCCUAAUGAAGUUGCUGAAGAGGUUUCCACUGCUUCUGAUAAGACUUGUUCAGCAUCUGACUUCCCCGAUUAUUUGGCCAACUAUGUCACUAUAAGCUCUUCUGAGCAACGUCGACACUAUGAGCAGGAAUUUAGAGCAGAAUAUGAUGAAUAUUAUGCCUUGUAUACCAAGAUGGUAUCUUUAUCUCAAGAAUUUAUUCACCUGGAUUCAAAAAGGAAGCACCUCUCUCCAGACUCAAGAAAGUAUCAGAAGAUUAAUAAGAAAAUAUCUCUAAAGUAUGAGAAGAUGAAACGGAUUCAUCCUAAUUACUAUGAAGAAAAGCAUAGAUGCCAGUACCUUUAUAACAAGCUGGCUCACAUUAAAAGAUUAAUAAAAGAUUAUGACCAGCAGCAAGUACAAGCCUUGCACUAGAAUAGUGCUAGGAUCAGAAUAAAUAAAUAUAAGCUUAGAGAAAGUACUGAGUUCCUUGCUCUAGGAUUCUAAAGGGAGGAAACCACUCUGUUGAAACAUUCAGGAUUACCCUUUUAAUUUUUCCUUCUUUUUAUGUUUAUUUUU
Molecule: messenger RNA, 2526 nt
Organism: Hyaena hyaena (striped hyena)
Lineage: Eukaryota; Metazoa; Chordata; Mammalia; Carnivora; Hyaenidae
Product: RNA polymerase II elongation factor ELL2-like
Exons: 3
Coding region: 1-2382 (793 amino acids)
Biological process (GO): transcription elongation by RNA polymerase II; positive regulation of transcription elongation by RNA polymerase II; snRNA transcription by RNA polymerase II
Cellular component (GO): transcription elongation factor complex
Molecular function (GO): cis-regulatory region sequence-specific DNA binding
Source: RefSeq, a predicted model, not a curated record